AUGGCGCUUGAUGUCUGGGAGGUGCUCCUCAUCAUGCUGAAUAAGUUGGCAUUGGUUUCAUUCAAUUUGGGACGCCAGAGCUCCGGCGCCGGCAAUAAUCUCUUCGCCAAAGAUGAUUUCUGCGGUGAACUUUGUUCCCACAGUUGCGUCAGGUCCUUGCGAGAAAAACCCAGUAUGUGCGAAGCUUCGAAUCUCUCCAGAGUUGGUUCAAAGUUGAAGGUUCACCAGAGGCGCAGUGUCGUGGAGGAGCUAGUGGAGGAAAUAGUGAUUGUGGCAGAGGAGAAAGUUGGUGGUGUUAGUGCCAAUGGUGGAAGAAGAGGUGAUGGUUGUUGUGGCGAUGGUGGAGGAGGAGGAGAAAGAGGUAGUGAUAGAGGAGGAGGUGAUGAUAAUGGUGGAAGAGGAAGAAGAACAUGGUGUGGUAGUGGUAAUGGAGGAGGAGAAGGUGGCGAUAGUAGCAUAGGAGAUGAUGGUAGUGACAACGACGGUGACAGCAGUGAUAGAAGGGAUAGGAAUGACUGUGGUGGACAGCAACAAAUGGGGAGGGGGGAGGGGUGA
This is a messenger RNA of Solanum dulcamara, 555 nucleotides long. RefSeq lists its product as uncharacterized. The transcript has 2 exons. The coding region runs from base 1 to 555 and encodes 184 amino acids. The record is from RefSeq and is a predicted model, not a curated record. NCBI's taxonomy places the organism in Eukaryota, Viridiplantae, Streptophyta, Magnoliopsida, Solanales, Solanaceae.